AUGUUCGAUCGUCUUUUACCUCCAAAAAAACCAAAGAACGGAAUUUUAGUAGAUCGUUGUGAUCGAUGGACAGCAAAGAUUUUGGAAGACUUCCCUGUAAUUCAGACGGAUGGUAUUUUUUCGCGUGUUCUUCCGAUAUUACAAAAUUCAGAUUGUAGUGGAAAAAUGAUGAGGGAUACUUCAUCCAAACAACGCCCAGCUGUACAUCCAUAUCUAUUACCUGCUAUGAGCCAAUGUGAAACAACGCAGAUACCACGAGAUAUGCAUAAUCUACCUAACUUCCCGACAAGUCCCGUAUGCGACCGACGUGUUUCAAAUUACGAAAGAAUUUUGCCUAAAGAGGAUCUUGAAAAUGUUCAUCGCUUGUUACAAACACCCACGCCGCGACGUCGCCGCAUAGCUGGAAUACACGCAGAAGAUUCAUUUACAUCACCGACAGCUGAUCUGUUCUCUCGGGCGCCGUUACCAGCCUCUAUUUUGAAAACCCGGAAAGAGCGACGGCAUGAGAAUACAUCAGCUGAUGUAACAGAGUCGCAGUUUAAAAGUCUUCGCUUCGACCUUCCAAAUUCGUUCGUGUCUAAUUGUGAUAGCAUUAUUUCAAGUAUCAGUCAACUGAAAGAACAAGAAUGUAAAGUUGGUCCUCUCAAAACGAAUUAUGCCUAUGCAUUAGAUGCUCCAAAUCCGGAUGGAUUGGAAUUUACGGACAUGAACAAAAAGGAACACUUGGACCUACAGGAUGAACUGGAAAUUUUGAUGAAAAAGGAUGAAAAAACUGAAUCUAUCAGUACUACAAACCAAGAAGGUCCAUAUAAGAUAUCGAUUGAGGAGCAGAGUGAUUCGGAUGUUGUGGAAGAUCAGGAGAGAAUAAUGAAGCACUGUUUUGAAGAACAAGAAGAAAUGAACGGUUUACACGAUAAAACUGAGCCAUCCAUUAUGAUCAAUGAAAAUUCCUUAAUUCGGGAAAGUUGUACAGCUCCAGUAUCUGUGAGUUAUGAAGAACAAGAAGAUCCAGACAAUCCCUUGGAUGAAAAUGCUCAUAAUAUCAGUUCUGAUGUAUGUGUAGAGGAUAAACAAAGUAUAUAUAGCGUUGGUAGCCUUCCUGAAAGUACUUCAGUAUUAACUACCAAAAUCUCCAGACAUUCUACUAUCGUCGGAAUUAAAAUGUCAUCAAAACCACCGGAAAAGCGACCAGAUUCUUUAAUUGAUAAAAUAGCAGCCGAAUGGGAAAGUAACAUCGCAUCAAGUAACAAUGAUAACAUCGGGUCACGUGAAUCGUUGCAGAAAAAGAUUUCGUACGAGCAAGAGGAUGAAACUGAUAACGUCGCGUCAAAUGAAUCGUUGCAGAAAAAGAUUUCGUACGAGCAAGAGGAUGAAACUGAUAACGUCGCGUCAAAUGAAUCGUUGCAGAAAAAGAUUUCGUAUGAGCAAGAGGAUGAAACUGAUAACGUCGCGUCAAAUGAAUCGUUGCAGAAAAAGAUUUCGUACGAGCAAGAGGAUGAAACUGAUAACGUCGCGUCAAAUGAAUCGUUGCAGAAAAAGAUUUCGUACGAGCAAGAGGAUGAAACUGAUAACGUCGCGUCAAAUGAAUCGUUGCAGAAAAAGAUUUCGUACGAGCAAGAGGAUGAAACUGAUAACGUCGCGUCAAAUGAAUCGUUGCAAAAAAAGAUUUCGUAUGAGCAAGAGGAUGAAAAUGAUCCAACAUCCACGGAAAUCGAAAAAGCUAUUGUUUGUGAUCCUGAAACGAAUUUAGCGAGUACAUGGGGAAAAUUGGAGAAACAGGAAGAAGUGAAAGUUGAAUUUUCUGAAUCAGUAAAUCUUUCUCCUAGAACACCCGGACCGAAGCAAGAGGAUGCUGUUGGACAAGCAGUUCGGACUUUUUUCAGCGAUUCAUUUCAUUUGUCGGAUUCUGAUAGUGAAAUAUCCACUUCAUCGCAUCGAAUGCUUACUCGUUCUGCAGCUAAAGGUAAUUCCUUAAUUUUAACAGCUAAACUGGUAUCGCUAUCACCGGAAGUUCAGCCAACAUUAAGGAAACGUUUGGAAAGCGGUGCAAGUUUAACGCAUAGUCGGGAAACAACACCAAAAAGUUUAACUCGAGCUACAUCUUCGGCCAAAAGUUCAUCGAGAACUGAGAAAACACGACGAAAACGCCUAAAAAGUAGAACAAAUUCACCGUGUAAUCCAGAAACAACACCGAAACGUUUAACUCGAGCUACAUAUUCAUCUAAAAGUCCACCCAAGACUGAAGAAAUACGCCGAAAACGUUCAGAAAGCAGAACAAGUUCAACACAUAGCCGUGAAGUGACACCACAACGGUCAGCUCGACCUAUAUCAGCCAAAAACUCUCCUACAAGGAAAUCGCUUCGCCGUAGUCGAACACAAUCAGAACAAAUUGAAGCUAAAGAGACAAUUCCAGAUGUGACUCCAAAAGCUUCACCAAAUCGACGGAGACGAGCUGCAUCAGAAGAGUCCCAGUUAAACAAAACUUCGACUCCAUCUCAUCCUAUGUUGACUCGCUCUGCUAAAAAAGCAAGAAGUGAAAAUGGAUCACCUCCAAAACAAAAAACUAUAUCAGGAUUUGAACCAAGUUUAGCGAAAAUUGACGAAGUGCCAAAGAAAGGUUACAUACGUGUCGGACGAAAGACCGUUGCACAGGUUUUGAAAGAGAAGAUUAAAUAA
Messenger RNA from Brugia pahangi, 2676 nucleotides. NCBI's taxonomy places the organism in Eukaryota, Metazoa, Nematoda, Chromadorea, Rhabditida, Onchocercidae. The record is from the annotation of a GenBank genome assembly.